Molecule: messenger RNA, 1088 nt
Organism: Cyprinus carpio (common carp)
Lineage: Eukaryota; Metazoa; Chordata; Actinopteri; Cypriniformes; Cyprinidae
Product: vitelline membrane outer layer protein 1-like
Source: RefSeq, a predicted model, not a curated record
AGAAUCAGAUUCUGCUGACAGACCACAGACAGUUCAGAAAGGUUUCCUGCUCUGGAUUUUUAGAAACUGUUCCUUUAAGCAGUUUUACUUGCUUUGGUUCAGUUUUAAUUUACAAACCAAACCAAUUAAUUUCAUAAGUAUUUUAAUCCAUCAGGCCAGUGCUGCAGCAAUGCAUCACUCAAUUUCCAUGAUGUUUUCACUGCUAGUCAUUACUGGGCUGCAGGUGAGCGUAGAGUCUGCAGGAAUACGUUUUGAGCGAAGCAUCAACAGACAUUACAGAUCGGAGCUGACUGUGAAGAAUGGAGGGGGAUGGGGGUCGUGGGGUCACAGGGAAAUGUGUCCAGCUGGAACGUACGCCGCAGGAUUCAGUCUAAGGGUGGAAGAUCCUGUUGGACCUAGAGAGGAUGACACUGCACUCAACGGGAUUCGCCUUCACUGUGUUUACACGCCAAGCUUGUAUCACCACUACUCCUCAGUUCAGUCAGAUGUAGGCAGCUGGGGUCGAUGGACAGAAAUCAGAUGGUGUCCUUCUGGAUUCUUGAAGGCUUUUCAGCUGAGAGUUGAACCUUCUCAAGGAAAUGAUGACGAUACGGCCGCAAACAACAUCAUCUUCCAAUGCAGUCAAGGGACUUUACACGGUGAUGGCACAAACUGGGGCAACUGGGGCACCUGGAGUCAAACAUGUGAAGGAAAAGGGAUUUGUGGUAUCAAGACACGGAUAGAAGUGCCUCAAGGACGAGGAGACGACACCUCUCUCAAUGACGUGAUCAUGUACUGCUGUGACUAAGGUGUUAGAGGAUGACGACAAGAAAAACAAGAAGAUCAGAUGGAUCAUAAUUGAUCAGCAUACUGUUAUGAGCUCACAUUAACCAUGUCAUACAACAGCCAGUCAUUAUCACAAAAUGAAGCCUGAGAUGUGAUCAGGACCUCAACACAGAACAGAGACCUACUGUACAUCAUCUCACUUAUUGUAUCAUCUUAUCAAUUCAUGCAUUUCAAAUCCAUGAACUCCAUACUCUACAUUAACUGUAAAGCGGCUCAUAAUUAUAUCCCAACAUCUAUUAAAAUAUAAAUUUAGCUUGAAUUGA